Setaria italica (foxtail millet) is the source of this 1023-nucleotide messenger RNA. Its product is annotated as protein G1. The record is from RefSeq and is a predicted model, not a curated record. Gene Ontology annotation, cellular component: nucleus. The transcript has a single exon. NCBI's taxonomy places the organism in Eukaryota, Viridiplantae, Streptophyta, Magnoliopsida, Poales, Poaceae. Bases 42 to 812 code for a protein of 256 amino acids. Gene Ontology annotation, biological process: response to light stimulus; mRNA transcription.
CCACUGCCCGCUCUCAGAUCGUCGUCGGAGAUAGACGAUAGAUGUCGGCGGGCGGCGUGGAGGACUCGUCGUCGCCGGCGCGGCGGCCGAGCCGGUACGAGUCACAGAAGCGGCGGGACUGGCAGACCUUCACGCGGUACCUGGGCGCGCACCGCCCGCCGCUGCAGCUCCGCCGGUGCAGCGGCGCCCACGUCCUCGAGUUCCUGCGCUACCUCGACCGAUUCGGCAAGACGCGGGUGCACGCGCCGCCGUGCCCGGCCUACGGCGGAGGCGCCAGCGCCCGGGUCGCGGCCCCGGAGGCGUGCCAGUGCCCGCUGCGCCAGGCGUGGGGCAGCCUCGACGCGCUCGUGGGCCGGCUCCGCGCCGCCUUCGACGAGCGCCACGGCGCCCGCGUGGGCGGGGCGACGACGGCGGCGGCGGCGGCCGCGCAGCCCGAGAACGCCGGCGCCGCCAACCCCUUCGCCGCGCGCGCCGUCAGGCUGUACCUGCGCGACGUCCGCGACGCGCAGGCCAGGGCGCGCGGCAUCUCCUACACCAGGAGGAAGAAGAAGCGGAACAAGCAGCAGGGCACCACCUGCGCGGCCGCCGCCUCCGCCUCCAAGCAGGAUAGCGGCAGCGCCGCCGGCACGACGUUGGUGGCUCCCGCGGUGCCGCCACCGCAUCAGCAUCCAACUCCGCCGCUACCACCGGCGGCGUACCUCACCGGUGUGCCGUUCGAGUGCUGCGACCAUGGCAGCGUCUUUGGAGUACCUGCUGCCAACGGUGGCGCGGCGGGCUUCUACCUGCCAUUGCUGUUCAACUCGUUUGUCUAGGUCAUGCUCCUGCUCCAUGCCGUUGACGCGUUGCUUCGCUCAAGCUUUGCUUCCUUUUAGUUUUCUGUAUGUACGUAUGCGGCUGCAUGACAAACUACACGCGUAAGUUCGUGCACGGAGAAGAAUGUAAUGAGUUCAUGUAUGCGGUGUGAUAGAUGACAUUCAUGCGUUACUGUUUUUGCAUUUGGUAGUUGGUGAACUGUGAACAUGG